Messenger RNA from Wyeomyia smithii (pitcher-plant mosquito), 2049 nucleotides. RefSeq names its product recQ-mediated genome instability protein 1-like. Gene Ontology annotation, molecular function: nucleotide binding. NCBI's taxonomy places the organism in Eukaryota, Metazoa, Arthropoda, Insecta, Diptera, Culicidae. Gene Ontology annotation, cellular component: nuclear body; RecQ family helicase-topoisomerase III complex. The coding region runs from base 107 to 1984 and encodes 625 amino acids. The transcript has 3 exons. Gene Ontology annotation, biological process: double-strand break repair via homologous recombination; resolution of meiotic recombination intermediates. The record is from RefSeq and is a predicted model, not a curated record.
UCGCGCGCCUUCAAAAUCAUAACAAACUUCGCCGGUUUAAAUGGUUUAAAUUUAUCCGAUAAUUUUUCCAGUUAUCGUAGCCUUUUCGUAUUUGUUUGUCCUCGCGAUGAUUCAAACUGAAACCAAUCGUGCUACAACUGUAAAAAAUCGUUUUCUGCGAGAGUAUAACAUAAAAGUAGUGGACGAAUGGAUUAGCGGUUGUGUUUCGUUUGGUUUGCAAGAAAAUCCCAAAACAUCCGAUGAAGCCCUCUUCAAGUUCGCUUUCGACCAGUGGAUCCUGGCGGAUUUGAAAGAAGUAGGAGUGUCAUCACUGCCUGCUAACGUCGAAACCGAAACAAAAUGUUUCACGCUGACCGGAAAGUUUCCCCUGCAACUGAACUAUCUGAUGGAUAUCUCCGAGCCGUGCUACGAUCAGCUACAAAAUCUAUAUAACAAGAGGUUAGACGAAGCGGAAGAUGAAAUUCAAAUGCGAAGGAAUCAAAACCAACACAUCAAAAAGAAACGCAUGCUGAAGCUGGAGCUGACCGAUGGACAGCGAACGGUUAUCGGGAUGGAACAUUAUCCGAUAGCGGCUUUAAACACGAAGCUUCCUCCGGGAGUAAAAAUUUUAUUAGCUGGACCGAUUCGAUGCAUCAAUAAGGUGCUUUUCCUUGAACCAAGGAAUGUCAGAAUUCUUGGUGGCGAAGUUGAUACGUUACUAAUCUCGCAUGCGUUCGAGAAUAUUUUGCUGCGUGCUUUGGGGCAGCCUUUGAAUCCCAAUCCUAAAACAGAAUACGAGGAAGCAACGGUUGUAGAAAAAAAUCGAAAGGCGACUCAUAACAAUAUUCCAUCGAUUCCAAUGGUGUUUCCAUCUCCUUCGAAACCACUUGGAACCAGACAUAUUGAUGAUUGGGAGGAUGACAUGUUUUUGGAGAUUGAUUUGGAUGGAAUUGACGGGAAGAAAGCGCAAGCUCCGGAGCAAGUUCCAACGAUAAGCACUUUGAUGGACGACGAUGAUGAUUUGGAAAUAAUAGAUUUACAAGAGAGAGAAAUCAUGGAUCAGCAAGUAUCUUCCACAAAAACCUCGCAACCAUCACCGAAGCUAUCCCAUCCGAAGAACCAAGUUAUUAGGCAGCCUGAUUUUGACUAUCCUUAUGAUGAGAUAGACGCUAUGAAUUCUUUGGAGGAUGAAAUCCGCGAGGAACAACGCCAAAUGCUUGCUUCGAACGAUGAGGAGCCUUUCACAGUGGACGAAAAGGCCCAGUCACCAAUCCAACCAACAAAGCGCAUAAGGCUCUCAUCAUCUGUGGAACGGUCACCAGUCAGUACAGUGCAUCAGCCACAAACGUCCGUGUUUGUCGAUGACGGUCAGCAACCGUCCACUAGCAAAAAUUUCGACAAAUGUUCCGUUUUGGCCUUGUUCGAAGAUAGCCUCGAUGAUGAUGACUUUCAACUGGAAGAAUCUCAGUCUGGCGCCGAUGACAUCCUUUCGCCCCGCUAUCGGUAUCAGCUGGAAGGUCACAGUCUGGCAACGGUGACGCAAAUCAACCAGUUGAGCGACACCGAUAAAGAGGAACGCACCUUUGUUGUGUUUGGUGAAGUGGAAGAAGUAUUCGAACGCAUUCGAGUUACGGACGAUGGUUGGAAGCUUGGCGUUAUGGUAACGGAUCGUUCAGAAAGGCUUUUGCCGGUUCGCUUUCAUACUACAGUCAUUAGUAAAAUGGUGGGUUACGAUGCAAGCUCGAUACAACAGAUGAAACGGGCUAGAAAUCCUCAAGUGAUGAAGCUCCUCGAAGAGAUUCUAAUCAAGUUUAAAAACCAGCUUCAAGAGCUUCGUACGUUCAUGCGAGUUCGUUACCACCAAGGCAACGAAUUUCCUUUUGUAAUGGAAAUUUACGACUGUACCAAUUCUCGGUUAGCAGUGCUGACCGAUAAAGCUAACAAAGAAGUUCAAGCAAAACAUCUGCUGCCAAUUAUUCCUCCAAACUGUGAUACUGGUCAGUAAGUACAGCAUUAUGUUGUUUAUGUUUUGUAUUUGUUUGUAAAAAUAUAUGCAUAUCUAAAAUUUUA